This is a messenger RNA of Xiphophorus couchianus (Monterrey platyfish), 4736 nucleotides long. It is a transcript of the gene emx1, whose product is annotated as empty spiracles homeobox 1. The record is from RefSeq and is a predicted model, not a curated record. The coding region runs from base 80 to 781 and encodes 233 amino acids. Gene Ontology annotation, biological process: central nervous system development; regulation of transcription by RNA polymerase II; neuron differentiation. Gene Ontology annotation, cellular component: nucleus. The transcript is spliced from 3 exons. NCBI's taxonomy places the organism in Eukaryota, Metazoa, Chordata, Actinopteri, Cyprinodontiformes, Poeciliidae. Gene Ontology annotation, molecular function: DNA-binding transcription factor activity, RNA polymerase II-specific; RNA polymerase II cis-regulatory region sequence-specific DNA binding.
AUCCUUCGGUCAUGAUGCAACUUUAAGCAGCGAGAAGAAGUUAAGAACGACGAUCCAGUUUUGUUCUUCCUGCCUAGAGAUGAUGUUCUCUUCCGCCGGGAAGCGCUGCUUCACGAUAGAGUCUCUGGUCGCCAAAGAGAGCCCCCUGCCAGCCGAGGACCCCAUCCGGCCGACGGCGUUGAGUUACUCCAACCCGACCACAGAUGCCUUAAUGAGCGGCUACCAGGCUCCGGCGACCAGGCCUCUCUACCAGGGCCCGGAGCUGGUGUUCCCGGAGACGGUGAACCACCCGUCCCUCACCGUGGCCCCGCACCAGCUCGGAGGCUCCCACCUACAGCAUCCGCACUUCUUCGGCACGCAGCACCGGGACCCGCUCAACUUCUACCCCUGGGUGUUACGGAACAGAUUUUUUGGACACAGAUUUCAAGGUAACGAGGUGUCCCAGGACAGCCUGCUCCUGCACGGCCCCUUCGCCCGGAAGCCCAAGCGCAUCCGGACGGCCUUCUCUCCGUCGCAGCUGCUCCGCCUGGAGAGAGCCUUCGAGAAGAACCACUACGUGGUCGGAGCCGAGAGGAAGCAGCUGGCCAACAGCCUGAGCCUGAGCGAAACCCAAGUGAAGGUUUGGUUCCAGAACAGACGGACGAAGUACAAGCGGCAGAAGCUGGAGGAGGAGGGUCCGGACAGCCAGCAGAAGAAGAAGGGGAACCACCACAUCAACCGCUGGCGCAUCGCCACCAAGCAGGCCAGCUCCGAGGACAUCGACGUGACCUCAGAGGACUGAACCCGCACACGAGCCUGAGCGUCAGAGGACCAACACUAUUUAUUAUGUAAGAUUAUUAAAAGCGUUGUUAGACUCGUUAGAGGAAGACUCAAGGAUUCCAUGUGCGAUCACUCCACGUCUUCAUCGAGGAGUUUGGACGUCUCGCGCCGCUGUGACGAUGGCGGAGCAUCAUUUCAUGAUGGCUGAAGAGAAAAGUCGUGGUACCCUACAGAACCACGGUGCUCGUUUUUUAAAAAUUAUUUUCCUUUUUUGUACAUAGGUCAAUAAUGAAGGUUAAAAAAAGCUAAUUGUUUGAUCACUUCCACCUUACGUCACUCGCUUUCACCUGCGCACCAUAUGAAGUCAAACUCAUCCUCGAAAGGAAGCUGUGGUCAGUCGGCGAACAUGUUGGUGAAACGGAACAGAACAGAAAACCUCUCAGACUCUUCACCACUUUUACUUUUAGAGACAGUCUUCGUUGUCCUGCUAAUGAAGGUUUCCCUCCAGCGGGAGGCGACCUGCGAACCCGGGAAGGAAGUUGAAAUCACAAAAUUGUCGUCUUUCGCCGCCGUGGAACCGUCGCCGUGAGCGACGUAUGAGACAGCACAUCCCCGUUUGUUUCAGUUUUUGCAGAGCGAGACGUGUUCAGAGGCGCGUUUUUCGAGCACGAAAUGUAUUUACAGACAAACGGCUUUGGAAAUAAAAACUUUGUGACGUGCUCCUGUUGCAUGGGAGAUUGCUGCGUGUUGUUUUAAUUGAGAGGCAGCAGUUUGUUCCCAGCAGCUGCGGAUUUCACUCCCUUGCUCUCCAGCUGAGCUGGUGGAUGUGCAGAUUGCUGUGAAACAUGAUGCUGCAGGGGUUGAUGGGAAGAAGAAGAAAAAAAAACAUUUAAGGCUCAGUGGUGACUGGGAUACAGCGACAAAAUGUUUCAUUUUGUCACAUUACAAACUCAAUCCCUGUGUAUUUUAUGCAAUUGACAUAUAGAAAUUAGCAUAUGGUUGUAAAAUGGGAGGGAAAUGAAUCCAUGGAUUUGAUUUCAAACAUUUGUUUCAAAUAAACAGAAAAGAGUGCUGAGCGUUUGUAUUCAGACCCCUUUACUCUGACAACACUAGAUGAAAUCCAUCUCAUCUAUUUAAAGUCGCCUAAUUAGUAAACUGUUUGCCUAUAAUAUAAUCGAGAAACAGAAGUGAAGCACGAUUUUAAGCUGUGAAGCAUUGGGCUGGGUAUUAGCUAAAGCUAGAGUUCCAGAUUCUGAUCGUACUGAAAGAAUGUCUCCAACAUGUAUAAAAUGCACUAAAUGUAUUUUUUAUUUCAAAGCAGAAUAUCAUCUGCCUCUGUUUUAAUAGCAAAACCAAAACACUGUUUGGUAAGAUCGUAUUAAAUGAUGUUUUCACACAUAUGCAUGUAUCUAGGGUUCAUACGGGAUUAUGAUGGCAUACAGCAGGUUUUGCACAACAUCACUCUGAGGUUUAAUUGGUUUAAUGUUUGAUUAUUUUUAUGAUCAAACUAAUUUUUGUCAGUGAUUUGCCUCUAUCAAUAACUAACAUUUAUCUAACCACUUACGAGGGAUGGAGAGCUUUCUAAACAUUGCAACAGAUUUUUUUUUUUAACCUUCCCACCCAAUCCUGGUGUCCUUUGACAGAGAUUUCUGAGCUGAAUUGUGCUGCUUUCAAAAGAACAAGGAAUCCACAAAGUUUGAUUGGUAAAUUUUAUUGACUUUUAUUGAAUUGUAACAAGAAAACUCAAACAAAUAACAAGGCCCAAAGCUUUUAGAGAUCCAGAUUUUAUUUCACGUCUGAGGAGGCAGACAAACCGACUCUUCCGGGGCAAAUCGAGAGUUGAAUGGAGGAGAGUUGGAGCUAAAAAGAAGAGUCUGCAAGUAGGAUGGGUGUAAACACCUACAGCUGGGCGAUAUGAACUUACAUUUUAUCACAAUACUUUGUGGUACUAUUGUUUUAACAAUAAAAGUGAAGAUAACCAUUUAUUACAUCUUUUUUAGGUCACCAUGUAACUGUGUCACAGCAAUUAUAGGCCCCCAAUCACAAAUAACGCUCUUUUAUGAAACCAGUCACAAAGAAAUGUGAUAUAUAUCACUAAACUGCACUUUCAAAUGUAUUGGUAUCUGUUGAUGCUUUUCUUGAACAGACAGUGGAGAAAACAGUAAAAACCUUUCAAACCCAACAAUAAAGAAAGUUGUAAACAAAAUGACUUGGAAUUUAUCGGGACUACGAUGAAUCAAAAUUCUUAUACUUCUAAGAAUUUUAUCGUGAUAAAUAAUAACUGAUAAACGAUACGAUAAACACGGACCUUAAUAUGCACCUCCACUACAAGCAUCAGGAAGUGUCAGGUGUGUAACCUGUUGGUCAUUACGGAUGUACGCAAAACCUUGUUACUAUUCAGCCAAUGUCGAAACACCGCAAUUUCACAAUUGUGGUGUUUUUGUUAAAUAAGAAACGCAGUUAAAAAUCCCACGUGAAUAAGUCCGUAGAAAAACACGGCGCGACAUCAUCCUCCAACUACUUCCUGUCGGCUUCUUCAUCGUUUUCACCAGUAGUAACAUCCGGUUAUUGACCAUGUGACCCGUAUGAUGCGAAAAAAGUCUCUCCAUUGCAGUUUUGGGAAAAAUAAAACAAUUUUGAUAUGAUUGGCACUAAUUUUCAAUCAUAGAAAUCAGUUUUUUCAAAAUUUCUGUGUUUGUGAUUUUUUUCUCGAAAUGUCAGCUAGAACACUUAAAUAGUCAAUGGAAACACAGCUAAUGUUUCUGAAAUCACAGCUAAACGGACAUUUACUAAGCUACAAAAGCUUUCAAAGAGGCGGGAGCUGGUUUGGAUAUUGCUGCAAUCUUUUUUAGCAACAGCUCAAAGCGAUCACCUGCCCGGAAGAAACAACUGCCUGGUGACCCCACGACCUCAGAGGAGAGCUGACGUCUGACCCAGGUGUCUUUGUUUUGCCAGCGAGAAAGAGAAAGGACAAAAGAGGCAGUAGGUAGAGGUAAAACACCCUGCGUAACGCAGCCGAAGGGGGUCACACACGGCUUGUUUUGAGUUUUCUCAAGAUAUCCUAUACUCACUGCAGGUGCAGAAAUGUGCUGAAAGGAGGCACGGGGUUAUCUAAACAAACAUGUUCUGUGGCUCGCCAAGACAGCCGUGGCUCUACAACCUCCUCUUGUCAGGAAGGUUUUCUGGAACAGGUCGCGUUCUGCGUUUGGUAAAAGAUUAGCGCAAUUAAAGGGCCUCUUUGUUGUCUGGCUAAGGUAAGAAUUAGGUGGAGCAUCACCUUGGCCUCCGCGUCUCCUGUCAGCCGAGUCAGCAGGAAGGGGACCGAGCGGCGGUCCAGGGUGAGAAACGAGAAACUCUCCAGAGGAAAAGAGAGGUGCAAAAAAGAAAAGGAAAAAAACAGGAGACGGAGGGGGGGUGGGGGGGCUGCUGUUGUUGCCGAAACAGCAAUUAGCUUGAACAAACAAUACUUUUGGAUUUCUUACGAUAUACAAAUGAGAUGUUUUAGGCUGCUAAGUUUGAAAACGCGACUCGGUGUUAAUCCCUGAUGCGCUACCAGAUGCAUUUCUUUGACGUUGAUUCAAAGGUGUCUCUGUUGAUCUGGGCGUCGCCGGCAAUCCAACUGGGUCUUCUCUUGUCAAACUGCUCGUCGGCGGCAACCCGCUGUGCACUGUUCCCAAGGCAACCGCUCAAACAUGCCGAUUUACACAGAUCACAACAAAAGACGGAGCGUUUGUGUAAGCCAGGGGACGACAUAAACACGACGAUACGGAUCUAUAAACCGGCUGAAAAAGUUACUCCAGCACUAAUCGCAGCAACUUGUACACAUGAGAUAAGACGCUGAUAAGUCUGUGGAAGUGUUUGCUGAAAUGUGCUGAUCAUGAUCUCGUUUGACAUGAUUUCAUCUUGACCUAAUUUUGUGGUUAAUAGACACGGAUUUGCAUAUAAACGCAACAGAAUUAUGACUUGAUUAACUGCAU